GUCCGUCCGUCCGUCCCUCCGUCCCUCCGCUCCCUCCCCGCCCGGGCACCGGACCAAACUCGGCCUGAGCUCGCCGCGGGGACCUCCGGUGGGGACAGGAGGGGACAGCGGGCAGGGAAUCCCCGGGGCUGGGGCAUCACCCGGCCCUUCCAUGAAACAUUCCCGGAAUUUUUCCCAGGAUCGUUUAAAUUGGAAAAGACUCUCCGAGGUGAUGGAAUUCAAACUUCCAGCCCCGUUCCGGGGGUGCAGGGCAGGUGAACCCCAAACUCCGCUCCCCGCAGGGCUGGGGACACGGAGGUGACCCCAGAGCCGCGGUGACAUCCCUGUCACAGCCCUGUCACAGCCCUGUCACAUCCCUGUCACAUCCCGGCCUGGCCCGGGCAGUGCCAGCGGUCCAGGGCCCGGCUCGACCCGCACCGAGUGAGAGUUGUGACUCAGCCACCCGCUGACAUCAUCCCUAUUAAUAGUGGGCUCUGUAAAAAUUAAUUAAUUCAAAUUAAUUAGGGGGUUGGCACUGCCCGAGCGCUCCCCUUUAAUCAGUGGGUAUUUAUAGCACUGCGGCCUGGCACGUGUCCACCCGAGGGGACAGGCCAGCUCCUGGGGACACCCCCGUUCCCACGGGGACCCCGAGCUGCAUCCAGCACCCCGAGGGGACCCCGGGAUUGUCCCCAGUGUCCCCAACAGGUGUGACAAAGAGCCAGGCCACCCCCCCAGGGCCACGCACGGGGAUUUGGGGUCCCCAGAGGUGUUUUGGGGGCCGAGGACAGGGACAACCCUGGCACAAGGUCGCCGUCAGCAGCCCGGGCUGUGACACCUCUCAGUGGGGACAGGGAGGCUCCCACGGGCACGGGGUGGCCCUGUCCCCACCCCGCAGGUGUCACGGGGCAGGAAUGGCCUUCCUGCAGCCCCAUCCGGCCCCGGAGUGACGAGGGGACAGGGGUGGCACUGCCACCGAGCCGCACGUCAGGACACCGGGACGGAGUCUUGGGAAAGCGCCGCCUGUCCAGCCUGGGGACCCCAACCACGGCAUGGCCACCGUGGUGGCCGGUGGUGGCCCCUGGAGGGGCUCCUUGGAGGGGACCGCGGUGUCCCCAGGCCGGCCACUGCAGCUCCUCCCUCUCCCAACCCCGGGCAUGGAAAAGCCUCUUCCAGAGCCCCGGCCACAGGAACGGGGAGACAAGAUCGGCCCAGCCCCGGCACCACCGGGAACUGGAGCAACUGGUUUAGCUGGGCCAAAGUGGAGCAGGGGAGUCGCAGCGGCUGAAACCUGUUCCAAGCUGUGUGUAAAGCUCCUGGCAUGUCCCUGGCUGUGGAAAGAGCUCGGGCUGGGAUUGUGCCAGCCGGGCGUGCUCUGUGCCAGCCGCAGGGGCUGAGACCCCCCCGGACCCCCCCAGUGCUGGGGUUCACCCUGGGGCACCCCGGUGCUGCUGUCCCGAAGGGUUUGGGGGGUUUGGGACACUCCGGCUGUGCUGGUGGCUCUGUCCCCUCUGUCCCCUCUGUCCCUGCCUGCCAGGGAGUGGGCCCGGGGUUAUUUUUGGGCAAUGCCUGUCGCUGUCACCAGCAGCUGCUGGUGACAUUCCCGGGCUGUCCUGCCCUCUGCCCGGCCGCUCUGGGGACAGGGACACAGCGACCGCAGCCAUGGCAUCGCAGCUGGAAGGGGCCAUGGAGAGCCUGAUCAAUGUCUUCCACCACUACUCGGGCAAGGAGGGGGACAAGUACAAGCUGAGCAAGAAGGAGCUCAAGGAGCUGCUGCAGAGCGAGCUGGGAUGUUUCCUGGAGACCCAGAAGGACGCGGGGGCCGUGGAGAAGAUCAUGCAGGACCUGGAUGAGAACGGCGACGGCGAGGUGGAUUUCCAGGAAUUCGUGGUCCUGGUGGCCGCCCUGACCGUGGCCUGCAACACUUUCUUCUGGGAGAACGCCUGACCCCCCCUGGCGCCGCAGCAGGACGGGGAUCCCAAAAUCCAGAGCCCCCCCGGCAGCCCCCAGCCCGCCCCCUCUGCUCCCCGGCAUUCCCAGGGGAUCCCACCGGGAUCCAGCUCCGCAAUAAAGGCACCGA
Molecule: messenger RNA, 2056 nt
Organism: Prinia subflava (tawny-flanked prinia)
Lineage: Eukaryota; Metazoa; Chordata; Aves; Passeriformes; Cisticolidae
Gene: S100A1
Product: S100 calcium binding protein A1
Exons: 4
Coding region: 1639-1923 (94 amino acids)
Biological process (GO): regulation of heart contraction
Cellular component (GO): sarcoplasmic reticulum; cytoplasm
Molecular function (GO): calcium-dependent protein binding; calcium ion binding; S100 protein binding
Source: RefSeq, a predicted model, not a curated record